AUGGACACCAGAACGUACAUUAAAGAUAUACAGCCAGGUGCAAAUGCUUCAGUGUUUGGGUUGAUAGAAGCAUAUACCCCACCAAAGAAAACAACAGGGUCGGACUAUCAUAUGGUUCUGCACAUUAAAGAUGAGCUUAGCUCUGAGGCUAUUCCAGUUCUUCUAUUCCUGGCUAGCCCAGAGAGUUUUCCAAAGUACAUAAUGGAGAACCAGGCGGUUAUUAAGAUUACUCGGCUGAAUGUAAAGACCACUGAGAGCGGAACUCGGCGCCUGGUGGAUAGGAAGUGCGGAUGCUUUUUCUUUGAGGUGAAUAAGGAAAAGGGAAGUGCGCUGCCAUACUUCUCCUGUAUAGAAGGCAAGUACGCAGAGGAAAAAGGAGACCGUGUAAUUAUUGACAGUAUUAGAAAGCACUUUAUAAAUAUAAUACCAGCUGGGCCGAGUGUGAUAUCCAGCGCCUCUAAGGAGAAUGCGGUGGUUAGUGUGUACGGGUACAUAAAAGAUAUUUCGACAACACAUAACUGGCACACUAUGAUAAUGUGUGAUCCCAGUACGCAUAAAGACCUUCGCGUUCGUGUGUGGGAGAGAGAGUUAAAUGAAAUUCCAAAGAAGAACAGGUAUGUAUGUGUGCAUAACAUAAAAAUAAAGAAGGUAGACUGUGCCACAAUCCUUGCGGAUAUAAGCAAAAGAACACCCUUUAUAUGGACGUACAAUAUACCAAAAGAGGUUGAAAUGCUAUUAUCUGCAUUUAAAACACUGAGAAGUAAGGGGUUUCUAAGGGAGUUAGUAAAAAAAAUCAAUAAAUGCGCGAGAAAAGAAAAUUCACGGAAUGUACCUGAUGUACUUGAAAAUAAAAGUAAAAAAUCGGGUCCAUUAAAUGACUCCUCAGUCGAGCCUCCGAGUUUUGUAGAAAAUGAAGAUAUUUCAAACCAUAGCCUGAAAUUAGAGAAUGUAUCAGAAGAUGCACAGAGAAGCACCAUACAGAAAAAGAAUGCAGACGAAGAAAUAAGUUCAAAAAAUUUAGAAGAGAGUAAGAGCAGUUUUGAAAAGAGUAUGGAGGAUCAUGAGGAUUUAUUCUCUGCGGAUAAUAAUUGCAGUGCAGAGGAAGAUAAACAAACAGAAGAAAGCAUACAGCCAGAUACAUCUGCACAUAAUCUUGGCCCAUACAAUGAGAUUGCUGUGCCAUGCUCUAGUGAUUAUACACUUGAGCAGCUUAUAAAAGGCUCUGAAUAUCUUGUUUCAUUUAAAGAGACUGAUCAGCUGUAUGAUGAGAUUAUACAGCUUCCCAUUAAGCCGUAUUAUACGAAUAGAUCCACAGAAGCUGUAACAUUUGAUAAAGAAGCCCUUUCUAUAAUGGACACAGGCCCACACACUCCAGAAAAGAUUCAGGUGCAGCAUGCGGCUUUUUAUAUGGACAUUCCUGUUAUUUUUCAUAUGUGCAAUAGAAUACGCACCGAUGCAGAUAAUAUUGCAGGAUUUAUUAUGUGCCUGGCAACAAGAAACUACACGCUGCAUGUGUUUUUAUAUAAAUAUAUAGAAUAAAGUAUACUAAUGACCGCU
Messenger RNA from Nematocida parisii ERTm1, 1557 nucleotides. RefSeq lists its product as uncharacterized. Bases 1 to 1539 code for a protein of 512 amino acids. Lineage: Eukaryota; Fungi; Microsporidia. The record is from RefSeq and is a predicted model, not a curated record. The transcript has a single exon.